UGAAGCAGUCCGAAGAGGUUGUCUAUCGGGAAGUGAUGAAGACACUUUAUGCUUGGAUCGUUGCCGCACUGGCGUUGAUUUGCGCUAGUUCGGGUGAAGCUUAUCUCUGCAUGUGUUCGCCGAACAGUUGCGUGUUGAUUCACCCCAAUACGGAUUUUUUCGAGAAUGCCGAAGCUUUUUGUUCGACCUUCCGAACGGCGGCUCAUGAUAUCUCCAUAAUUAAGCUAAUGGAUACCAAGUUGGCAUCGGAAGCCUUCACAAAGUUCCCGAAUAUGACAUCUCUGGAGAUUUUUCAAGGCCAACUGGCCAAAUUCAAUUCUGAUACGUUUAGUGGUGCUGGGAAAUUGACAAAGCUGGUGAUAAGGGGAAACAGUUUAACUAGCCUGGAGGCUUACACCUUCAAAGGAGCUGACAGUAUGAAGGAUCUAAUGAUUUCUGCUAACCCACUGAGCACGAUUUCCGAAGACGCAUUUGCUAAUCUGCACCAGUUAGAAAUUUUGAUCUUGGCUCAUGGAGAGAUCACUUCUUUGCCAAGCAAACUGUUCCAGAACAAUCGUAUGCUGAAGGUGAUUUCUUUGAAUAGCAACAAGAUAGCAUCGAUCGAGGCAGAUGUUUUCAAUGGACUGGAUGAACUUGUCAAGUUGGAACUGGCCGACAAUCAAUUAGCUUCGUUCGAUUUCAAGUUAUUAAAGGCUACUGUUUUAGUGUUGAACAAUAACAGUUUGGAGCAUUUGGUUAUCAACGAACAUUGCAGUACAGUGUAUGCCAACAACAAUAAUAUCCGGACGAUCAGUGUUGAUGGAACUAAUGUUCUCAAGUUAUCGCUCAUUAACAAUCGCAUCAAUGAUAUCAGUAAUCUUACAAAGUUGACGAACUUGACCAGCUUGUCCUUGGGAAGUAAUAAACUGAAACCGGACACGGUGUUCAGUUCGCUGAACUCUCUGGAGGAAUUAAUGUUACAAUCUACUUUGGUUAACCUAACUCCGGACACUUUCGCGAACCUGGCUAACUUAAAGAUAUUGGAUUUGUCCUACAAUAACAUGACCGAGGUUGAUUUUAAAAUAUUCGGUUCUCAAAAUUCUCUUCAAAUUCUAAGUUACGUCGGAAAUCAGAUAAAAAGUUUCAAUUAUCUGGAGGCUAGAGAGUAUCUACCACGUUUGAGAGUACUAGAGAUCUGUAAAAAUGGAUGGAACAGCUCUUAUUUCGAGAGUAACGUGGCGAGGAUGAAAAAGUUCCAAAUUAGUCCGGACAUGCAUGGGUUUGCAACGCACUUCCUGUUCCGUGACGACUACAUCAAUAUGUGCUCGGAGAAACUGUUUAACGACUACAACUACGACGACUAUCCGGAGCCUUUGGUCGAUACGGACGUGGAAGAUGAGAUCAAAGAAUCAUAUUCUACGACAACUACAGUUACUCCAAGAACUACUGCGGUCACCCCGACAACAACGACUGAAAUGUCAACGAGUGUAGUAUCAUCUUCUACGGAGCAACCGGUUGAUGACUCGAACCAUUCUUCACAGCGCCAUCACAUUAUCGAGUACAACACGAACACGGUCGCUUCAGUUCCGACAACUGGAGCUGCCGAACCGGUGAAAGCGGGAUCCCCAUUUUUAGUGACAUUCCAAGUGUUGGUUUACAUUCUGUCCAUCGUAGGGUUAGUUUCGUUGUGUGCCGCCGUGGGUUAUUUGUGGAGAAAACGGAAGCUUGAUUUGCAAAGACUGACGUCUGAAAAUGCCGAGACGGCUGAUGCUGUGCGAUUGAUUUGAGUGGAGGUUUUCAGAAAAAAAAACCUAUUUAUUAUCGCAUCGCGAUUGGUGAUACACCACGGACUGACGGAAAGUGAAUUUAUAGCAUGUUUAUGUUUCUUCAAAUAGCGUGUUUGUGUAGUUCUUAGAAUUUGGAAACCAAUAAAUGUAGUGAUAGCUGAAAGUAAGCAACGAAGUUGGAGUAACAGUAACUUCCAAUAAAUAUUCAAACACCA
Messenger RNA from Topomyia yanbarensis, 1981 nucleotides. RefSeq names its product leucine-rich repeat-containing G-protein coupled receptor 4-like. Bases 36 to 1766 code for a protein of 576 amino acids. Gene Ontology annotation, molecular function: protein binding. Gene Ontology annotation, cellular component: extracellular matrix. The record is from RefSeq and is a predicted model, not a curated record. The transcript is spliced from 2 exons. Lineage: Eukaryota; Metazoa; Arthropoda; Insecta; Diptera; Culicidae.